AAUAUAAUUGACACCAAAAUAAAUCGUUUUAAAGUAAAACACCAAAGAAGAAUUAAGAAUGGACUAACCUGUUAUUAUUUAAGAUAAGAACUGAAUUUAAGGAAUGAAGAGUUUGAUUACACAUCAAAAUUUGAAUAUAAUCAUUCGCAACAUGUCUAAAAAAUCGAACAAAAAAACUGAUACGAAAAUAAAAGAAGUUGUUCAAGAAAAAUCACCUAUAACAAUUGAUAAAUCAAAGAAUAUUUUAAUAGAAAUAUUAGCAAAACCAGGUGCUAAACAAAACUGUAUCACUGAUAUUAGUACUGAAGGUAUCGGUGUACAAAUAAAUGCACCACCUAGUGAAGGUGAAGCUAAUACCGAAUUAAUAAAAUUUAUGGCAAGUGUAUUAGGUGUAAGAAAAAGUGAUGUUUCAUUCGAACGUGGAUUCAAAUCACGACAAAAACUUUUAAAAUUAAAUUCUGAUUUAAAUUUAACAGUGGAACAAGUUCGACAGAAAAUUAAUACUGAAAUACAGAGUAAUUAA
Chrysoperla carnea is the source of this 523-nucleotide messenger RNA. RefSeq names its product UPF0235 protein C15orf40 homolog. The coding region runs from base 104 to 523 and encodes 139 amino acids. Gene Ontology annotation, cellular component: cytoplasm. NCBI's taxonomy places the organism in Eukaryota, Metazoa, Arthropoda, Insecta, Neuroptera, Chrysopidae. The record is from RefSeq and is a predicted model, not a curated record. The transcript has a single exon.